Messenger RNA from Medicago truncatula (barrel medic), 4974 nucleotides. RefSeq lists its product as uncharacterized. The record is from RefSeq and is a predicted model, not a curated record. Gene Ontology annotation, molecular function: RNA-DNA hybrid ribonuclease activity; nucleic acid binding. NCBI's taxonomy places the organism in Eukaryota, Viridiplantae, Streptophyta, Magnoliopsida, Fabales, Fabaceae. The transcript has 2 exons. The coding region runs from base 1 to 4974 and encodes 1657 amino acids.
AUGGCAGCUUUAAAUAAAAUUGAAGAAUUGAAGUAUAUUCUGUCUUUUGAUUCUUGCUUUACGGUUGAUAGAAUUGGUAGGGGAGGAGGUUUGGCUUUUCUUUGGAAAAAUUCUGCUAACUGUACUAUUACAAAUUUCUCUCAAAAUCACAUUGAUGUUGAAGUGGACGAUUUGUUGAUCGGGAAAUGGCGAUUGACUGGUUUUUACGGGAUGCCGGAAAAUGGAAGAAGAAAAGAAUCUUGGGCUUUCUUAAAGAAUUUAGCAAGAACUUCUUCUUUACCAUGGUGUGUUAUUGGAGAUUUCAACGACAUUCUGUCAUCUGAAGAGAAGAAAGGUAGGUCAGAGAGAGCGCCUUGGCUGAUCCGUGGUUUCAGGCAAGCAGUAUUGGACGCGGGUCUGUUUGACUUACACAUGACUGGUUACGCCUUCACUUGGUUCAAAAGCCUCGGCACCGCCAGAGCUGUUGAAGAGAAGUUAGACAGAGCACUUGUAAAUUCUGAUUGGUGUAACAUGUUCCCAAACGCAGGUGUUGAAUGCCUUUCGACGACAUCUUCUGAUCAUUACCCAUUGUGGCUCACGUGCAAACCGGUUACUGCUGUCAACAGAAAUCCACAUCGCUUUAAGUUUGAAAAUGCGUGGCUUGCUGAACCUGAUUUUAAACAACAAGUGCAGCAACGUUGGAAGCUCUAUCCUGAAGAAGGUAUCACGCAAAAAUUGAGUUAUUGCGCUGAAGACCUGACUGAUUGGAGUCGUAAUAACAACAAUUUUCGCCGUGACAUCAGUAAAGUUCAAAAGAAAAUAGAAAAGCUUCGAACUCAUGUGACAGCGGCAAAUGUCAGCUAUUUUAAUUCUCUCAAAAAUAAGUUGGACAAGCUACUUGUACAGGAUGAUCUUUUUUGGAAGCAAAGGGCAAAAACAUUUUGGUAUAAAGAAGGGGAUUUAAAUACCAAGUUCUUCCAUGCAGCAGCUACCUCACGCAGAAAAGUGAACCGCAUUGAACACCUCGAAAAUUCAAAUGGCACCGUUUGUCGAAAAGAGGAUGAACUACAAAAUAUUGCCCGUAAUUAUUUCUCGCAUUUGUUCACUAAACUCUCAAGCACUCGUGCAGAUGUAAUUUCCAAAGUAGCUACUUCCAUCUCUGAUGAUGAUAAUUGUUUCUUAACUGCGGCAUUUACACUGGAAGAAUUCAAAACUGCGGCGUUCUCUAUGCAAGCGGACAAAUGCCCAGGACCAGAUGGGUUUAAUCCCGGCUUCUAUCAAAAUUUUUGGAACAUGUGUGGCAGCGAAAUUCACAAAGCAGGAUGUGAAUGGCUUGAAAAUGGUGUGUUCCCUCCACAUUUGAACUCUACAAACAUUGCUUUAAUCCCAAAGGGUGAUGCUCAGACAACCAUGAAAGAUUGGCGACCCAUUGCUUUAUGUAAUGUAGUCUACAAGAUGGUGGCUAAAGUCCUUGCUAACAGACUCAAAAAUGUCCUUGACAAAUGCAUAUCUACAUCUCAGUCUGCUUUUGUUCCAGGAAGAUCAAUCCUUGAUAACGCACUUGUGGCUAUUGAAUUAAUUCAUUACAUGAAGGCAAAAACUAAAGGGUCCCAAGGUGAUGUUGCUCUCAAGUUAGACAUCAGCAAAGCUUAUGACAGAUUAGAUUGGGAGUAUCUCCGUGAUAUAAUGAUUCAGAUGAGAUUUUCAGAGAAGUGGAUUCGAUGGAUUAUGCUUUGUGUUGAGACCGUCGAUUACACAGUUUUGGUCAAUGGUGUACAAGUUGGACCUCUCAUUCCGGGUCGUGGUAUUCGGCAAGGUGACCCGCUAUCACCUUAUCUUUUCAUUCUCUGUGCUGAAGGAUUAUCUGCUCUCAUUAGGGAUGCUGAGAGACGAGGUGUCAUUACGGGUACUCGUAUUUGCACAAGUGCUCCAGCUAUUUCACACCUUCUUUUUGCAGAUGAUUGUUUCCUCUUUUUCAGAGCUUCUGAACAGGAAGCAUCGGUAAUGAAGAAUAUUCUAACUACUUAUGAAGCUGCUUCCGGUCAAGCGAUCAAUUUGCAAAAAUCAGAAAUGUAUUGCAGUAGGAACACUCCCACAGAGUGCCAGAAUCGUAUCGCAACAACUCUCGGGGUGAAGCAAGUUUUGGGAACAGGAAAGUAUCUCGGUCUUCCAUCAAUGAUAGGAAGGAGCAAAAAAGCAACCUUCAAAUUUGUUAAAGAUCGGAUCUGGAAUAGAAUUAACUCUUGGAGCAGCAGGUGUUUAUCGCAAGCAGGGAGGGAGAUUCUUAUCAAAUCUGUACUGCAAUCUAUACCCUCAUACGUCAUGAGCAUUUUCCUUCUACCGAGCACUUUCAUUGGUGAAAUUGAGAAGAUGCUUAACGCCUUCUGGUGGGGUCACAACUCUGCAAAUUCACGAGGCAUGCAUUGGUUAUCUUGGGAACGCCUCUCUGUUCCUAAAACUUUUGGAGGUAUGGGUUUCAAAAGUCUCCGAGCUUUUAAUUUGGCCAUGAUCGGAAAGCAGGCCUGGAAGUUGAUAAGCAACCCGGAUUCUUUGAUCACUAAAUUACUCAAAGCUAAAUAUUUUCCGCAUAGUGACUAUUUUAGUGCUUCUAUAGGACACAACCCAAGUUAUGUCUGGAGAAGCUUGUGGUCUGUUAGAGAUUAUCUUAAGCAUGGUUUAAAGUGGAGUAUUGGAACGGGAGAAACCAUCUCAGUGUGGAAUCAACCGUGGUUAAAAGAUCCGCUUUGUCUUCAGCCUGUUACAGAAGUGCAGAUCAUGUGGGAUGCUCUUACUGUUGGUCAUCUUUUCAAGCCAAACACAAAGGAGUGGAAUGAGAAUUUUAUCCGGUAUGUGUUUAAUGCUGAAACAUCGAAUCAGAUUCUACAAACUCCCCUUUUACAAUCAGUUCAAGUAGAUAAAGCAACUUGGAGAUUUGAAAAGAAUGGCUUGUACUCGGUACGCAGCGCAUAUCGAGAGAUUAUCAAUAGAAACGAUGUUCUGCUCCAGCAUAGGGUUCCAGGGAAAUGGAAUAUAAUUUGGAACCUUAAACUCCCACCGAAGAUUAAGAAUUUUUUGUGGCGUGUAUGUCGAAAUUGCUUACCAACUCGUAUGCGGUUGAUCUCAAAAGGAGUUCAGUGCCCCCCAACUUGUGCCAUAUGCAACAAUCAUGAGGAAGAUGGGAAACAUCUGUUUUUUGCGUGUAGUAAGAGUGUUGGGUGUUGGCAGCGACUGGGUUUUUGGCCUUCAAUUCAGCAGAUUUGGUCUCAUAACGCCUUUUGUGCUGAUAUAAUUUUUUCUUUACUCCAACAGCUAGACAUCGCUCAUCAGCAGAUUUUUGCGGUUACCCUUUGGAGCUUAUGGAGACACAGGAACAAUAAAGUGUGGAAUAAUAUCGUAGAAACAACAGAGGAGAUUGGUGACCGAGCGGUGGCUUUCCUAAAUAGUUGGAAGGCCGCGCAAGAGACAAGGAUUCGUAGCUCACCAGCAAACCCGCAUUUCGACAUAAGUAAGUGGUCAAAACCAAGUGUUGGGAGAUUCAAGUGCAAUGUUGAUGCUGCCUUUUCUGCUUCUCUCCAUAGAGUAGGCUUUGGAGCUUGCAUUCGAGAUGCAAAUGGAAAUCAUGUUAUAAGCCGUACUGAGUGUUUCACACCUUUACUUGAUGUGGAAAUGGGAGAAGCUAUAGGACUCCUACAUGCUAUGCGAUGGGCGAAAGACCUAAAUUUAGUAAAUAUGGAUUUUGAAACAGACUCAAAAGUGGUGGUAGAGAAUAUCUAUAAGGGGGAUGGUGUCUCAGAUUUCAUGGCCAUAAUACACGAUUGUAGACAUCUUUUAAUGACUGAUUUAGCGAACUCUGAUGUGAAGUUCAUUAGGAGACAAGCCAAUAGUGCUGCUCAUAAUCUAGCUAGGGAAGCACUAAAUCAUGCUAAGAGGAGUAGUUUAUGGUAUAGGAUUUUGGUGGCGAGAUAUGAUGAGGAGGAUGGGAGGUUGGAGGUUGGGGGCCGGAGUGGUUAUGCGUGGUGGCGAGAAAUCGCUAACAUUUGGGAUAGGGUGGAGGUUUCUGGUGGUGGUUGGUUUCAGGAGGGAAUGUCUUAUAUGGUGGGGGACGGUGUAUAUACUUUAUUUUGGCGUGAUGUGUGGGUUGGUGAUGUCCUGUUUUGUGUGCGUUUCAGGCGCCUUUUUGACAUUACUUUAGAUAAGUCUUGUUCGAUUGCGCAUAUGUUCUCUAGUGGGUGGGGCGUUGGGGGAGAGGGUUGGAGAUGGAGGCGGAGGUUGUGGGUGUGGGAGGAGGAGAUGAUGGGGGAGUGUAUUAUUUUACUUCGUCAUGUUUCUUUGCAGUCUAAUGAGAAAGAUACAUGGAGAUGGGCACUGGAUCAUUCUGCAGGUUAUACAGUCAGGAGUGCCUAUCAUUUGUUGACUUCUCAGGAUAGCCCUCAGGUGGAUGGUGCUGAUGCUUUGGUUUGGCACAACCAUGUUCCGCUUAAGGUCUCUAUUUUUGCUUGGAGGUUGCUGAAGAACCGUUUGCCUUUAAGGCAAAAUUUGGUGCAUCGUGGUAUCCUUCCAGCCACUGUUGCGGGCUAUUUGUUAGGGUGCGACGCUUUGAAGUCUUCUCAGCAUUUAUUCAUCUCUUGUGAUUAUUAUGGUUGUUUGUGGUCUCGGGUUCGGUCUUGGCUUGGUGUCUCAGGUCCAGAUCCCUUAUUGGUUUCAGAGCACUUCUUUCAGUUUACUCAUUCAGCAGGAGGGGUGCGGGCUCGACGCUCUCUUUUGCAGCUUGUUUGGUUACUUUAUGCGUGGAUCAUUUGGAAUGAUCGGAAUCAAAGGUUGUUUACUAAUAUAAGUAGUUCUAUUGAUCAGUUGUUGGAUAAAGUGAAGCGACACUCUUUGUGUUGGCUAAAAGCUAGUAAUAUCGUUUUUGUUUUCGGUUAUGAUCUGUGGUGGUCAAGGCUUUGGAUUGUUUGGGUCUGGCCUAAGUUUUUGUUGAACUUUGUAUAUCUGUAA